CUCCUUGCUUUCAUUCUACUUAAUCUCCAUUAUCUCACUUAAUUUGACGCCAGUUUCAACUAAAGAAUCAUCUUUCAUAACAUGGGUGUGAUUGAUGGUUUAAGCUCGAUCGAUUUCGGACAUGAAUCGUUCCCAGCUUAUGAAGAUUUCCUACUUCUUCCACUCUUUGCUAUCUUCUUCCCAGCUGUUCGAUUUUUUCUCGACAGACUCGUUUUCGAGGUUGUCGGAAGGCGGUUAAUAUAUAACAAUGGACAGGAUAUUGAGACAGAAGAAAGGAACAAGAAGAUACGAAAGUUUAAGGAAUCGGCCUGGAAAUGUGUAUACUAUCUUUCGGCCGAAAUCCUAGCUUUGGCUGUAACUUAUGAUGAGCCUUGGUUCACUAACACAUCUUACUUUUGGAUAGGUCCUGGCAAUCAGAGAUGGCCUCACCAGAAAAUGAAGUUAAAGUUGAAAGCUUUGUACAUGUAUGUGGGUGGAUUCUACGCAUAUUCGAUAUUUGCUUUAAUUUUCUGGGAGACAAGACGAUCUGAUUUUGGUGUGUCGAUGGGGCAUCAUGUUGCAUCUACCUUUCUUAUUGCAAUGUCUUAUAUGUUCAGGUUUGCUCGUGUUGGCUCGGUUGUUUUAGCUCUUCAUGAUGCAAGUGAUGUCUUUCUUGAAGUAGGGAAGAUGUCUAAAUACAGCGGCGCUGAAGCGCUUGCAAACUUUUCUUUCAUUCUGUUCGUGGUAUCAUGGAUCGUGCUUCGCCUUAUUUAUUACCCAUUUUGGAUCUUGUGGAGUACAAGUUAUGAAGUUCUUCAAACUUUAGAUAAAGAGAAGGAAUUUCCAGAAGGGCCAGUCCACUACUAUGUGUUUAACACUCUGCUUUUCUGCUUGCUUGUUCUUCACAUCUAUUGGUGGGUGCUGAUCUACCGAAUGCUUGUUAAACAAAUCCAAGAUAGAGGCAAACUUAGUGACGACGUUCGUUCUGAUUCUGAAAGUGAUAACGAUCAUCAAGAUUGAUCGUUAUGUUGCUUGGAAUACAAAAAGGUAUUUGCAAGCCUAUAGAAAAAUUGAAUUACAACAUAAAAGCUUCAUUCUUAUAAAGUUCUAUUUAUAUUAAUCCUUCAUCCAUCUAAAAGCA
Cynara cardunculus var. scolymus (artichoke) is the source of this 1120-nucleotide messenger RNA. RefSeq names its product LAG1 longevity assurance homolog 3-like. Bases 82 to 999 code for a protein of 305 amino acids. Gene Ontology annotation, molecular function: sphingosine N-acyltransferase activity. NCBI's taxonomy places the organism in Eukaryota, Viridiplantae, Streptophyta, Magnoliopsida, Asterales, Asteraceae. Gene Ontology annotation, cellular component: membrane; endoplasmic reticulum. The record is from RefSeq and is a predicted model, not a curated record. Gene Ontology annotation, biological process: ceramide biosynthetic process. The transcript has 6 exons.